UGUCCUGUACUUACCCCUGUCAGCGUUUACUGCAAUCUCAAUCAUUGAAUAUUGAGCAUCCAUGGCGGCAUAUAUACAAGACUGUGUUAUGCUCUUCGGCGAUUCAAUUACUCAGGGCGCCUGGGAAGAUGGAGGAUUCGGCCAACGCCUAUCUCAUGUAUACGCGCGAAAGCUAGAUAUCCUGAACAGAGGAUUGUCUGGAUAUAAUACGGAAUGGGCCAUCCCAGUGUUUGAACAAUGCUUCGCCAAACAACAUGAGCAGGAACAUGUUCCCAAAGUUCGCAUUCUCACUAUCUGGUUUGGUGCCAACGACGCUUGUAUCAAACCGUCCCCCCAGCAUGUCCCACUGGGAAAAUUCACCUCUAAUCUUAAGCAUCUGAUAGACCUGGUGCAUUCUAGCAAGUCACCCCAUUAUUCCCCCGAUACCCGAAUUAUUCUUAUCACACCUCCACCGGUGAACACUUAUCAACGGAGUGCUGAUUUACAGUCCAGAACUCCACCGUUGGCACUUGAUCGUUUAUUCGAAACAACCAAGCAAUAUGCUCAAGCGGUGAUAGAUGUCGGAAGAGAAGCCGACAUACCUGUCGUAGAUGUUUGGGCGGCGCUCUGGAACGCUGCAGGUCAAGAUGAAGCGGCGCUGAGCAAGUUCUUGUCUGAUGGUCUCCAUUUGAACCGAGACGGAUAUUCGAUCAUGUACGAGCUCUUGAUAGAUACCAUUGCGACAAAAAUGGCAGAGCUCCACUACAACAAUCUUCAACCUGUCUUUGCGCCGUGGGCUGAGAUCAAUUGGGCGGCACCAGGGGCCACAUUGAUGAAGCGAAAGGCCGAGGUUUGAACCGAGAAUUCGGUUUGGAUGUUGCAUCUGAAAUACAUACCAGGCGGCGUAUUUGUGCGUAUAAAAAAUAGAUGAACAUUAUCAUUCACCGAGUUCUUUCCGGGAAUUGCGCGGUCCAACAUUAUGUUCGGCCGACAAACGUAAAUGAACAUGCGGGUUAUUUGAGUUUUUGACCGCGCUGGCAAAGUAAGGUCCAGGGAAAACCAGAAAAACGUGUACGGGCACCGGGGGG
Molecule: messenger RNA, 1067 nt
Organism: Desarmillaria tabescens
Lineage: Eukaryota; Fungi; Basidiomycota; Agaricomycetes; Agaricales; Physalacriaceae
Product: GDSL Lipase/Acylhydrolase
Exons: 5
Coding region: 62-835 (257 amino acids)
Source: RefSeq, a predicted model, not a curated record